AUGUCACAAUUUCUUCCGCUCAGGAUAUCGCCGUCGAAUCCGGCUCUGGCACUGGUUGUCAGCUUAUUACUUUCGUCCGGAGUUCGAGCAGAUAACAACCAUGGCACCGACGCCCCUGAUACUCCUGGAACGUCAUCUGGUGACAGUGGAUCCUCUGCGGACAAUGCCGCCGGAGCGUCUGGUAGUAAUGGAGGCCUAUCGAAAACGGCUCAGAUUGUUAUCGGCGUGGUAGUCGGUGCCGUUUGCCUUGCAGCGAUCGGUUUAGGCGUAUGGUUCUUCCUUAGGAAAAAACGAAAGUGGGACGAGCAAGCCAAACGAUACGAAACCAUACACGCCUUUCGCAAGUCCGCCGGGGCCCGUCGAGAGAACGAAAUGUCUCUUCGCCCUCCAAAGCGUCGACGACGACGAGAUCGAGAGCAGCAGCGCGAUCUCGAACGAGGCAAUGUCGAGACCUCGGAGCCCGGGCUCCCCAGAUACGACCCAUCGGCUUUCCAGCACAAGAACGAGCAUAGUAUUGAUUCAACUCGCGGGUUGUCGAUUGAUUUGGCGCGGCAUUCGUUUGUGAUGGAUAAUAAUCGAUAUCAACAACAUCAGAGAAACUCGUCGCAGUUCUCGGGUAUCAUGCGUCCUCCGCCGCCUCCGGGUCCGCCUCCUGGUCGAGGAAGCACGUCGAUGGAGAUGACGAGUUCGCUGGAUAUGAGUCGCGGUGCAUCGCCCACUGAAGGAGCUGACCAUUCUAACACCGACUCGCCAACGCCAAUGCUUCAGGGUAGCCGAGGAGGAUUCAGAGGAACAUUCAAAGGACCGAAGAAGCCCAAGCCCGUCUUGACUCGUCUGAUCACCAAUCUCUGA
Molecule: messenger RNA, 852 nt
Organism: Talaromyces rugulosus
Lineage: Eukaryota; Fungi; Ascomycota; Eurotiomycetes; Eurotiales; Trichocomaceae
Exons: 2
Coding region: 1-852 (283 amino acids)
Source: RefSeq, a predicted model, not a curated record